Rhipicephalus sanguineus (brown dog tick) is the source of this 2268-nucleotide messenger RNA. RefSeq names its product cytochrome P450 3A4. NCBI's taxonomy places the organism in Eukaryota, Metazoa, Arthropoda, Arachnida, Ixodida, Ixodidae. The transcript has 5 exons. Bases 239 to 1780 code for a protein of 513 amino acids. The record is from RefSeq and is a predicted model, not a curated record. Gene Ontology annotation, molecular function: heme binding; iron ion binding; steroid hydroxylase activity.
AUCGCAGACAACGAAAGGGCACCAGUCGAACCACGUCCGUGCACCACGGCAGUUCCUGCUCAUUGCGAACGUUUCAAUCCAGUGCCGGUGUAACCGAAGCGCCCAGCUUUAGCGUUUUGUAUUGACAGCUUGAAUUAUUACAUCCUACAGUAUCCGACUGUGCCGCAACGCAUUCGAACCAGUGUACGUGCCUGACAGUGGUGUAGCUGGCAGCGACCGUGCACCGAACAGCAUUGUCAUGGAGAAAACGAUGACCCUCGCCACAGCCUUCACUGCUAUCGCCGUGGGCAUGUUCAUGUUCUGGCUGCUAAAGCGUCGCCGAAAAUUGAGAUUUUUCAAGGACCUGGGCAUUCCAGGGCCAGAGCCGGACUUCAUAUGGGGAAACCUAAAACAGAUGGAUCACCGGCGCAUUGAGGCUUGCGUACAAUGGAGAAACAAGUACGGAAAGGUGUUCGGCAUCUACGUCGGGAGUGAACCUUUCUUGAUCAUCACAGACGUACAAAUGGCCCAAGAGUGUUUUGUCAAGCAAGCGACUAUAUUUCAAGACAGACCAGUGGGCUUUGUGGAUGCGGAGCCUUUCAAAAGCAGCAUCUUUCAGUUGGGUGGCAAUGCAUGGAAGUAUGUGCGGGCAAGGUUGAACUACGGCUUCAGUUCGGGCACGAUAAAGGAACUCUAUGAGAAAAUGAACUUAUGCGCCGCUAGAUUUGUGGAAAGGAUAUCUUCGAUAAGCCAGACAAGAGGGUAUGUAGAAGUGGACGAUCAUAGUUUGGACUUUUCCUUCGACAUCGCAGUGAACACGGUGCUGGCACAGCAGGUAAAGAAGUCCAAAGGAGGCUGCGAGGAUCCGAUUCUGGAGUCCCUCAAGCAAGUCAUAAAGGACAUGGAAAACGCGGCUAUCGAAGUGGCGUUCACGGUUCCCGUUUUACGCGCGCUUCUUACACUUAUAUACCCUCUCACAAAACAUGCCAGAGCGUUCAGAUACGUUAUGAACCACGUACAAAACACACUCAAACUGCAUCGUUCCGGGAAGCUUCCGAGAGAACCCAGCGUGCUUCAGGCAAUUCUUGACGAGCAAAUUGGUACCCAUAACGGACCACAACACAAGUCCAAACGGCGAGGCAAAUACUUGGACGAUAACUACAUGUCCUCCAACGCGGCCAUAUUUCUAUUAGCUGGCACAGAAACUACGUCUUCCGUGCUCUCGUUCUUGAUGUAUCUCCUGGCAAGGAGCCCAGGAGAGCAGGAGAAAGUAGUCAAAGAGAUGGACCGCGUUCUUUCCUCAGAGAAGGCCGAUGAUCUCCGCUUUGACCAGCUGCGUGACCUUAAGAGAGUCGACAUGGUGAUCCACGAGUGCCUUCGUCUUUACCCACCCGUCCCACUGCACUUGGUAAGGCGCUGCUCUCGGGACACGACUGUUUGCGGGCAGUUCAUUCCAGCCGGUGUCAACGUGAUUGUGACACCAUGGCUCAUUCAUCGCGACCCUGACUACUGGCCGGAUCCCGAGCGCUUCAUACCGGACAGAUUUGCCGAAGAAUGCAGCGAAAGCCACCGCAAGGAGGCCUACAUGCCCUUUGGACUGGGACCUAGGAUAUGCAUAGGUCAAAAGCUAGCGUUCACGGCAAUAAAGCUUGCGCUCGUCAAGGUUCUUCAAAAAUUUCAACUUACGUUACGAAAUGAGGCCACUGGAUCACCUACGCUGUCCGUUCCCAGCGUCAUACUUGUUCCAGCAGGCGGAGUGACGAUCAGGCUAGAGCGCAGGCUGGGAAGGACGGUAGCUUGAAUGCUGCAAUACUGGCACGUUGUUGUGACGGCGAAGUACGCAGAAGCUGGUAGAGAUGAAACUUUUUAUUUGGCGAACUUGCGCCCAGUAAAAGAUAAACUCGAAGUACAAGCGAUACUCGCUGUACAAUGCUAGCGGCGACCACGGAUGUCGGUCGUCGACAUUCUGAUCACUGAUAACGCGUCGGCCUCGAUACAUGCAGGAUCUAAGAUUGCAGCGUUAUUGCUUGUGGCCGCGUUAGUUCCAGAAUAAAGUCACUCGCGUCAUGCAUACAAGCUUAUCAGAAAUGUCUAAAACAAUCGGGAAGGUUCCCAGACCUUUCGGCGAGGCCUGCGCCGAACGGUGGUUACACAUGUCACAUAGAAAUACAGAAAAGAAGCAGGUGUGGCAAUACGAUUGCAGGGAGUGUCCGUGAAUGUCGAUGUUUACGGGCGAGACGACGAGUAAGUUAAACAUGCCUGUCGUUUUUUUUUUAAUUCAAGCACAUC